This is a messenger RNA of Canariomyces notabilis, 1601 nucleotides long. Its product is annotated as WD40 repeat-like protein. Gene Ontology annotation, molecular function: protein binding. The transcript has a single exon. The record is from RefSeq and is a predicted model, not a curated record. Gene Ontology annotation, cellular component: nucleolus. Lineage: Eukaryota; Fungi; Ascomycota; Sordariomycetes; Sordariales; Chaetomiaceae. Bases 105 to 1601 code for a protein of 498 amino acids. Gene Ontology annotation, biological process: ribosome biogenesis.
GGCCGUUCGAAGUUCGUGAUUGUGACAACCCACGCGACAAUAACGAUUCCUCUAGCGCACCUGCAAGAACAUAGGUAUCUGGACGCGACGGAACCGUUUACGACAUGGCCAAGCGUACGGCAGACGAAGAGAGCGCCGCUGGCCCGCUCAAGGCCGGAGGUCGCCCCGAUGCCAUGGACGUCGACGAUAAGAACAACGACAUGGGCGAGUUCGAGGACGAGUUUGAAGAUGAAUUCGAAAGCGAGGACGAGAUCAUCGAGGCUGGCGUUGACGGGAGGCCAGAUGCGGAGCGGGAGGCAGAGGAAGCAAUGGACCUUGAUCCCGCUGCGCCAGGGACCUUCAUUGUCGGCAGGACGAAGCUCGACCCCGGCCAAACCCUCUCCCCAGACCCAACAACAUACCGCAUGCUGCACAACCUAAGCACUCCAUGGCCUUGUCUCUCCUUUGAUAUAGUCCGCGACGGCCUGGGCGAAAAUCGCAGCGUCUAUCCCGCGACCAUGUACACGGUGGCCGGCACACAAGCCGACAGCGCAAAGGCCAACGACAACUCGAUUCUGGUCAUGAAGUUCAGCGGCCUGAGUAAGAUGCAAGGCGAAGACGGCGAGGAGUCGAGCGACGACGACGACGACGACGAUGAAGACACCGACCCCAUCCUCGAGCACAGGAGCAUCCCCCUGAACUCAACCACAAACCGGAUACGAGCACACCAAACGCCGUCGCAAGACCCUACCAAGCCCCCAACCACCCUCACCGCAACCAUGACCGAAUCCACAAACGUCCUCAUCCACGACAUCACCCCGCACCUCACCUCCUUCGACACCCCCGGCACGGUCGUCACCCCCCAACAAAACAAGCCCCUGUGCACCAUACGCGCGCACAAGUCCGAGGGGUACGCCGUGGACUGGUCACCGCUGCACGCCGCAGGGAAGCUCUUGACGGGGGACAACGACGGGCUGAUCUAUGUGACAACGCGGACCGACGGCGGGGGGUUUGUCACAGACACGCGGGCCUUUCAAGGCCACACCGCCAGCGUGGAGGAGCUGCAGUGGAGCCCGUCCGAGGCGUCCGUGUUCGCGUCGGCGUCGGCCGACGGCACCAUCCGCGUGUGGGACGUGCGCAGCAAGGCGCGGAAGCCGGCCCUCACGAUGCAGGUUAGCGAGGUGGAUGUUAAUGUCAUGUCGUGGUCCCGCCAGACGACGCAUCUCUUGGCUUCUGGAGAUGAUGCGGGUGUCUGGGCGGUCUGGGAUCUGCGGCAGUGGAAACCCGCGGCUGGUGGAGGUGCUGGUGGGAGUGGGAAGCCGACGCCUAUUGCGAGCUUCGACUUUCACAAGGAGCAGAUUACGAGUGUGGAAUGGCAUCCUACGGAUGAUAGCAUUGUGGCGGUGUCCGCGGCGGACAAUACGGUCACGCUGUGGGACUUGGCGGUUGAGUUGGAUGACGAGGAGAGCAGGGAUACUGCUGGCGUGCAGGACGUGCCGCCGCAACUGCUGUUUGUGCACUACCAGAACCUGGCCAAGGAGGUGCAUUGGCACCCGCAGAUACCGGGCGCGCUGGUUGCUACGGGUGAGGAGUUUAGCGUGUUUAGAACCAUCAGCGUGUAA